AUGAUGGGAGCAGGUGGGGAUGAUGGGAGCAGUACGUGUUUAAGGGAGAGGAGAGGGUUCAUUGGUCUCAGUGGGUUUCAUUUUCAAGCUGCUGUGGUUAGUGGACCACCAGGCAGAGAAGAGGGGGUGGGGGCUGAAGAACCAAGACUUUUAAGUUAGCUUCAUUAAAUCCUGUGCCCAGCCUCCGGACUUUCACCUCUGGGCAAAUAACCUCUCAGCGCUGGGGAGGGCAAGUGGGCCAUUUCAGGAACCAAGAGGAAAUCCCUGGAGAACUGCGCGAUGGUGGGAAGCUGGACUGGUUCCCAGAAAGGCGAAGCUAAGUUUUCCUCGUGUACAAGGUGAGAGAUUCCGUGGGUACCUAUCUAUGAAUGAAAUUGCUAGAUCAAAAGGAAUAUCUUUACAUGGCUUCCGAAGAAGUGACCAUCACAGUUCGCCUCAUUCGUUCAUUUGAGCAUCGCAACUUCAAACCUGUGGUGUAUCACAGAGUUAAUUUGGACCAAACUGUAAAGGAAUUUAUAGUAUUUCUAAAGCAAGAUGUUCCUUUAAGGACCAGCCUGCCACCACCAUUCAGAAAUUAUAAAUAUGAUAAAUUAAAGAUUAUUCAUCAAGCACAUAAAUCAAAGACAAAUGAACUUGUGUUAAGUUUGGAAGAUGAUGACAGACUCCUAUUGAAAGAAGAUAGCACUCUGAAAGCAGCUGGAAUCGCCAAUGAAACUGAAAUUGCAUUCUUCUGUGAAGAAGAUUAUAAGAACUAUAAAGCUAAUCCUAUUUCAUCCUGGUGAAAACCUCAAGAGGGCUUCCUUUUUGCAUACCUAUAUUAAGCUCUUUAUUCCACUAGUGAGGUUUUGAAAUUGACAAAUAAACUUUUAAAAAUUAA
Pteropus alecto (black flying fox) is the source of this 877-nucleotide messenger RNA. It is a transcript of the gene CUNH2orf76, whose product is annotated as chromosome unknown C2orf76 homolog. The record is from RefSeq and is a predicted model, not a curated record. The coding region runs from base 369 to 782 and encodes 137 amino acids. The transcript has 7 exons. Lineage: Eukaryota; Metazoa; Chordata; Mammalia; Chiroptera; Pteropodidae.